AAAGAAGCGUGUGUCGGAACAUAUAUACACUGAUAUACACGCCAUCACGCGCAAUGGCCGGAAUCAGCCGGAAUGGCCCGCAAGUGUUUUUACACAUUAUUCCAUAAUUAUCACUCACAAAAUUUUCCUUGUGAGAACGCAAUAUGUUAAACGUCACAUUUCUAACACGUGUAACAAAAAUACAGUUGUACUUACAUACAACAUUCAAGAGAAAUGAUAAAUCACGCGAGAUAACCUUUUCGUAUUGUGCACAUCAUGUUCGAAAGAGGCUGUCACACUCGUCUCCACCCGGUGGUCCCUGGAAUGUAUUGUUUUUCGGCACGGAUGGCUUUUCUGUGGAAAGCUUACGAAGAUUAUAUGACGAGUAUAGAGCCAAGAAACUCGACCGACUGGAAAUCGUAACGGUAUGUAGAACGGAAAAGAAUGCUGUCGUGCAGUAUGCGGAGGAGAAGGGAAUCAUUGUUAAUCAAUGGCCUCUCGAAAAGGAUCCAUCGGAUUUUCAUAUCGGGAUAGUUUCUUCCUUUGGCCAUCUGAUACCAUUAAAUAUUAUAAAUUCUUUCCCACUCGGUAUGUUAAACGUUCAUCUUAGUCUAUUGCCACGAUGGAGAGGAGCAGCUCCACACAUUUAUUCCAUAAUGAAGGGCGACACGCAGACGGGUGUUACAAUCAUGAAAGUGGCCGAAAAGUUUGAUACUGGAGAUAUAGUAACACAGGAAAAGAUAGAUAUUCAUGCAGAUGAAACUUCACCAGAAUUGGGAAUGAGGUUAGCAAAGCUGGGUGCGAAUGUUCUGAUCGACGUGAUAGGAAAGUUGCCACAAGUAUUAUCUUCCUCGAGGCCUCAGGGAAAGAUAGGUGUAACAUAUGCACCUAAAAUUACAUCAAAAACCUCUUUAGUGAAUUGGGACGAGAUGACGGCGAAGAAUGUUUAUGAUCUGCAGCGUGCUCUUCUAGGAUUGUACCCGUUAAAAACCAAGUUUGAUGACACGUAUAUAAAACUGCGGGAUGUCCGGCAGGUGUCGAAACCGGAAGGUAGAAGUGCGGACGUACCAGGUUUUGCGAGAUUUGAUUGGAAAGACAACGUAUUAGUUGUGACAUGUAAAGGACCAAGUUGGAUCUCAGUAGCGAGAGUAACUAUGGACGGUUAUAAAGUUAUGAGUGCAAAGGAUUUUAUGAAUGGAUUUGUACGAGGCAGAAAGAAAAACAGAAUAUUAUUUCAGAGUAAUAUUACAUAAUCUACAGCGCUGCUUCUGACUCCAACGCUGUUCUUUUGUAAACCUAUGACAAUUUCAUUUAGAUAAUGAACAUUAAAUUUUUAUUUACUACAAUAGUAAAAUUGUAACUUAGAAUGUACAAAAUGUAAUAUUGACGCAAUGACUGUCGUUAAAAUAAAAAGAAUAUAAAUUUAUCGUAUGUUAAUGUUUCUUUAAAUGUUGGAUAUGAUGAAAUUCCUUUCAUUAAUUUUUGAUAAUUUUGCCUUUGAAAUAGUAUCAUACAAUGAUCUCGUGCGAAAAUAUUCUUUUGUAUAUUCUUUUAUUUCUUGCUAUAAUAAUUUAUUUAAUAUCUUUUUCGUAGAAUUGCUAUAUAAAACUACAAAGCAGUACGAAAAAGUAAAAGAAAUAACGAGAAAUAAGUAGCGCGAACUAUGCUAAGAGUCAAAUAAAUCAGUUUUAAGUGGAAUUAUAAUAAAUUUUCAUAGAAUUCAUAAAAUUUUUCUUUCUAAAUUACAGCAAAUUUUCUCUCUUCUGUAUUCUCGUAUCUUACAAAAAAAAAAAACUGAAUAACACUGAGUGCCUUAUUUAUAUAAACGUAGAAUUGGAGCUGCAGAUAGAAAAUUGUUGAUAUUAAGUCUCAGUUUCAGAGGCCUGAAAUGAAAGAAAUAUUUUUACUAUAAAAAUCACUUUCUUUUAUUACAUUUAAUGUGCCAAUGAUGUAUAUCCACAUUGACAAUAUUAAGCGGAAGACACAAAAUGGAGUUCAGAAUGCUUCAAGACAUUAUUCUAGCUUGCUGCACAUCACAAAAUUACAAAAUAAAAAUAAAUAUAAUAAUUUAAUUUA
Messenger RNA from Wasmannia auropunctata (little fire ant), 2055 nucleotides. Its product is annotated as methionyl-tRNA formyltransferase, mitochondrial. Bases 144 to 1232 code for a protein of 362 amino acids. The transcript is spliced from 6 exons. Gene Ontology annotation, cellular component: mitochondrion. Lineage: Eukaryota; Metazoa; Arthropoda; Insecta; Hymenoptera; Formicidae. Gene Ontology annotation, biological process: biosynthetic process; conversion of methionyl-tRNA to N-formyl-methionyl-tRNA. Gene Ontology annotation, molecular function: methionyl-tRNA formyltransferase activity. The record is from RefSeq and is a predicted model, not a curated record.